Varanus komodoensis (Komodo dragon) is the source of this 1212-nucleotide messenger RNA. It is a transcript of the gene TCEANC, whose product is annotated as transcription elongation factor A N-terminal and central domain containing. Lineage: Eukaryota; Metazoa; Chordata; Lepidosauria; Squamata; Varanidae. The record is from RefSeq and is a predicted model, not a curated record. Gene Ontology annotation, biological process: DNA-templated transcription. The transcript has 2 exons. Gene Ontology annotation, cellular component: nucleus. Bases 91 to 1149 code for a protein of 352 amino acids.
CGCGCUCUGGCUGUCCGAGCGGAAGGCCGAAAUUAAGUGAGCGGGCCGGGCCAGGUGAGCGGGCCGGGCCGGGCGCUGCCAGGAUUUGAAAUGUCCAACAGAAAGGUUAUCAUGACUAGAGCUAAUUGUAUAGAGAAUCUACUGUCUGAAAAAAACUAUCAAGAUAUUGAAAGUCAUCUUGCAUAUCUUGAAACUAUUGUCAUGACCAUAGAAUAUCUUCAGGAGACUGAUAUUGCCAAAGCUGUGUACAGAAUUCUCAAAAACUGUCCUUCUGUGGUCCUGAAAAAUAAGGCAAAACAUUUGCUGUCAAAGUGGAAAAAACUUUAUAAGAAUCAUUAUGAUCAACCAAUACAAGUUAAACCCGUGUUGUCUGAUGAUGCAAAAGGGAAUUCUGAUCAACUUCAGACAGACUUGGAGGAUGUAAACCCUUCCAAAACAUUGAAUCAGAAUGAAGAAUUGGGUCCUGCUAGUUCCAACAGUUGCUUGCCUUCAGAGAUCAAUCUAAAAGUUCUUGGAAGUAAUGUGCAAAAACAUGAUACAAUUCAGCCAGCACUUCUGGGGCAUUCUAGCUCUGUUAGUGCCAGCCCAUCUGAAGAUCACACUGCCGCUGUGAGGUUUAAAUGCUCAGAACUUCUUUAUGAAGCUUUGGUAGAUUCUUCAACAAGUAAUGAAGAAAGUGAAAAGUAUCACAAAAUAGCAGAAGAAAUUGAACAAUGCAUUUUUGCACUUCAUACCAAAACUGAUAGAAAAUAUAAGAAUUGCAUCCGAAGCAAAAUUUCCAACUUGAAGAAUCCAAAAAACUGUCAAUUAAAGCAUAACCUGAUUACAGGAAUUCUUAGCCCUAAGACAUUUGCUAAUAUGUCUGUCCUAGAAAUGGCACAUGAUGAGCUGAAACAGCUCAGGGCUUCGUAUACAGAAUCAUCUGUUCUAGAACAUCAGCUUCCCGAAAGUAUCAAUGGUACACAUACAAAUAAAAUAAAAUGCAGGCGCUGUGAAAAAUUUGAUUGCACUGUUACUGUGAUUGCCAGGGGAGCUCUUUUCCUCCCUGGUUGGGUGCGAAAUACAAAUCCAGAUGAGCAAAUGAUGACUUACGUAAUUUGUAAUGAAUGUGGAGAGCAAUGGUACCAUAGCAGAUGGAUUUGUUUGUAAUUAUGCAUCCUUUAAUAAAUAUCUUUAAAGAAAAACAUGAAAUAUUAAAUUACUAACAUACAA